Molecule: messenger RNA, 839 nt
Organism: Trachymyrmex cornetzi
Lineage: Eukaryota; Metazoa; Arthropoda; Insecta; Hymenoptera; Formicidae
Gene: Grx5
Product: Glutaredoxin 5
Exons: 4
Coding region: 335-754 (139 amino acids)
Cellular component (GO): mitochondrial matrix
Source: RefSeq, a predicted model, not a curated record
GGUAUUACUCGUUCGUCGAAAGUGAGUCGUAUAAUGUGUAUACAUGCAUACAUUUCGAGAGUGUGUAUAAUACGAAACAAGUUGUCGUUUUGUGACGUUAAUAAAUGCAUGCGUGUUGAUUGUAAUUAGUCGCAUUAUCGACAGUUUGUAUCCGCACGAGCAAAUAUUAUAUAUUUUUUGAAAGUGAUGAUGGGAGUAUAAAUUAGCGAAGACCGCAGCGUACUGAUUACUGAUAGCGUGCAGCAGAAUGCAUAACCUUUACGCUCCAUUUUGUUCUUAAACAAGAGGUCUCAAGAGUUAAUUGCAAAAGUUCUUUACUGCAGUAAAUUAAAACAUGAUUCGUUUUGCAGCCAAACAGUUAUUUAUCAACAGAAAUUUUAGCACGAAAUUUAAUGAAAUCAGCAAUCUUGUUAAGAAAAAUAAAAUAGUCGUCUUUAUGAAAGGCAUUCCAGAAGAGCCAAGAUGUGGAUUCAGCAAUGCAGUAGUUCAAGUAUUACGUAUGCACGGAGUUACUUAUGAUGCUCAUGAUGUUCUCAAGGAUGAAGAACUUAGACAAGGUAUAAAAGACUUUUCUAAUUGGCCUACAAUACCCCAAGUAUUUAUAAAUGGUGAUUUUGUGGGUGGCUGCGACAUACUCUUAGAAAUGCAUAAAAAUGGAGAGCUUAUUGAGGAAUUGAAGAAAGCUGGAAUUACUAGUGCUCUUUUGGAAAAAGAAGAAUCCUCUCAAAGUGGUGUCAACAAAACUAAAGAAUAAUUUUGUUUUAAAUUAUCCUGUAAAUAAACAACCGUGUCUUGUAUGGAUAGAAAGAUAGUCACUUUUUGUUAUAAUAAACAUUUUU